AUAUCAUAAUUUUUAUAAAUGGCCAAAUGCAUGACGAACAAAUUUCCCCCAUCGCAGCGGCCGCCGGCGCCGGCGAUCCCACUCCGUCUCUGCGCCGCUGCAUCGCCCUUCUCCGAUCACACAGUUCCCUCCCCCACCUCCGCCAAACACACGCUCAUGCCCUCCGGACCGGCAUCCCUCUCUUCCAUCCUCUCCUAGCCAAACACCUCAUCUUCUCCCUUAUCUCCCUCCCUUCCCCUCCCCUCUCCUACGCCGAGCUCCUCUUCUCACUCCUUCCCAACCCUAAUAUCUUCACCCUCAACACCAUGAUCCGUGGCUACGCCGAAAGCCCUCACCCCUUACCCGCCCUCCUCCUCCACCGCCGUAUGAACGCUGCUUCCCUUCCUCCUGACUCCCAUACCUACCCUUUCCUCCUAAAGGCAUGCGCUCGCCUCCUCGACCUUCGGCAUGGUGAGUCUGUUCACUCGCUUUCUGUUAAAAACGCCCAUACUUCCUCUGUUUUCGUGCAGAACUCGCUCCUGCAUUUCUAUGGAGCUUGCGGGCUUUUCGAAUCUGCCCACCAGGUGUUCGAGGAAAUGCCCGUUAGAAAUCUUGUUACUUGGAACUCUGUUAUCAAUGGCUUCGCGUUGAACGGCAGGCCAAACGAGGCGCUCACGCUCUUCCAACAGGUAUUGGAUGAAGAAAAUGUAGUGAAGCCAGAUGGAUUCACCAUGGUUAGCCUUCUCACCGCCUGUGCUGAGCUCGGCGCUCUCGCACUAGGCCGGCGGGUUCACUUAUACAUCAUUAAGUCUGGUCUGUAUCAGAAUUCACAUAUAGGGAAUGCUCUUAUCGACCUAUACUCCAAAUCCGGUGUGGCUGUGGAUGCUUGCAAGGUUUUUGAUGAGAUGCCUGAUAGAACAGUUGUCUCAUGGACCUCCCUGAUUGUUGGCCUAGCGGUAAACGGUUUCGGCAAAGAAGCUCUCAAAUUCUUUGAUGAAAUGGAGAUUGGCAAGUUGAAGCCAACCGAGAUCACUCUGGUCGGAGUUCUCUAUGCUUGCAGCCAUUGUGGCCUGGUUGACCAAGGUUUCAGAUACUUCAACCAGAUGAAAGAUGAUUAUGGGAUAGUCCCCAGAAUUGAGCACUAUGGAUGCAUGGUGGAUCUCCUCGGACGUGCCGGGCUAGUCAAUAAAGCUCAUGACUUCAUUCUCAACAUGCCAUUGGAGCCCAAUGCGGUUAUAUGGAGGACUCUGCUUGGUGCUUGUGCAAUGCACAAGCGAGUCGGACUUGGCGAGGUUGCUUGGUCUCGGCUCAUCAAACUUGAUCCAGGGCACAGCGGCGACUAUGUUCUGCUAUCGAAUCUGUAUGCCGGUGGAAGCCGAUGGACUGAAGUGCAGAAGCUGAGGAGGAGCAUGAUCAAAGGAGGGGUGAAGAAGACUCCUGGGCACAGCCUUUUGGAGCUGGGAAACAAGGUUUAUGAUUUUGUGAUGGGAGACCAAUCGAAUCCUGAGACCGAUUUGAUAUAUGAGAAGCUCGAAGAGAUUGCGAAGCGAUUGAGAAAAGAAGGAUAUGUUGCUCGGACGACGAAUGUGCUGGCUGAUAUACAGGAGGAGGAGAAGGAGACGGCUCUGUGUUAUCAUAGUGAGAGAUUGGCAAUUGCGUUUGGAUUGAUGAAAUCUGCUCCAGGUGCUGCUAUAAGGAUAGUGAAGAAUUUGAGAGUUUGUGAGGAUUGUCACUUGGCUAUUAAGCUUAUUUCAAAAGUUUAUGAGCGGGAGAUUGUUGUGAGGGAUAGAAGCAGAUUUCAUCAUUUUAGAGACGGAAUUUGCACUUGUAAAGAUUACUGGUAGCAAAGAGCAAUUGCUUUGCUUGAGUUUGUCAUUACUGAUUUGUUUCGGGUGACUACAUCUUGGGGUUAAGCAACUCAAAGCUAGCUCGUGAGCCAGCUCGAGAUUGAUUUGAUAACGAGCUCACAAGUUAAGCUUAUCAAAUAACGAACUCCAAGUUCAAAUUUUAUUAGGCUCAGCUUAUGAUCUUGUGAGGAAUGUUGUAGCAGCCAAAGCUUUUUUCGCAUGAGAAAAUCAACAUGGGACUUUUUUCUUUCCUUACAAAA
Molecule: messenger RNA, 2086 nt
Organism: Dendrobium catenatum
Lineage: Eukaryota; Viridiplantae; Streptophyta; Magnoliopsida; Asparagales; Orchidaceae
Product: pentatricopeptide repeat-containing protein At4g21065
Exons: 2
Coding region: 27-1823 (598 amino acids)
Biological process (GO): RNA modification
Molecular function (GO): zinc ion binding; protein binding; RNA binding
Source: RefSeq, a predicted model, not a curated record